Thalassophryne amazonica is the source of this 1411-nucleotide messenger RNA. RefSeq names its product vacuolar protein sorting 72 homolog a (gene vps72a). Gene Ontology annotation, cellular component: nucleus. Gene Ontology annotation, molecular function: ATP-dependent H2AZ histone chaperone activity. NCBI's taxonomy places the organism in Eukaryota, Metazoa, Chordata, Actinopteri, Batrachoidiformes, Batrachoididae. Gene Ontology annotation, biological process: regulation of DNA-templated transcription; chromatin remodeling. The transcript is spliced from 6 exons. The record is from RefSeq and is a predicted model, not a curated record. Bases 229 to 1332 code for a protein of 367 amino acids.
CCAUGCUAACAGGUUAUGUUAGCAGUUUAUUGAUUUCGUUUUAACGUUCUGAAUAAAGACAGUUUGUGUUUCCUACUUAGAGCACAUUCAUAAUCGGAUUAAGUAGUGAAAGUUAAGACAACUGAGCAAACGCGGUAGCUAACGCAGCAGUAAACGAGGUUCAAAUCAAAGAGAGCUAAAGCUACCGCUAGCAUAAACAAUCGGUAGCUGUGCUUAUGAAGUGCAGCCAUGAGUUUGGCAGGAGGCCGAGAACCACGAAAAACUGCGGGGAACCGUAUGUCAAAGCUGUUGGACGCUGAAGAAGAGGACGAGUUCUACAAAACCACUUACGGAGGCUUCAACGAUGAAUCAGGAGACGAUGAGUAUCAUGGAGACCAUUCAGACACAGAGGAUGAGGUGGACAGUGAUUUUGACAUUGACGAAGGUGACGAGCCAGACAGCGACCAGGAGGAAGAUGCACCUCGAAGGAAAGGUCGCGUUGUCACGAAGGCUUAUAAGGAACCUAUUAAAGUUCCAAAGCCCAAACCUAAGAGACCUUCUGAGGAGUUAAAGAAGACUGUGAAAACCAGAGUGGAGCUCAAAAGGAGGAUUCUACAUGAAUACCAUGAUUUUGCAGAGACUCGGAAAUCCGUUCGACAGUCCACCAGCGAACAUACUCGGAAAACCAACCUGCGCUUGCAAGAGCGCCAGGAUGCCCCUCGGCGAAGGAGAGGAGCUCACCGUGACCGUCCUCUAACUCAGGAAGAACUGCUGGCUGAGGCCAAAUUAACAGCCGAGAUCAACAUUCGGUCUUUAGAGAACUAUGAACGUCUGGAAGCAGACAAGAAGAAACAAGUCCACAAGAAGCGACGUUUUGAAGGACCAACCAUCCGUUACCAUUCAGUCCUGAUGCCGCUUGUGUCCCAAUCGGCUCUUAAAGAAGAAAACGUAGAUGUUGAAGGGUUGGAUCAGGAUCUUCCUCAGACUGCAGCAGCAAAUGCAGCCACGCCCUCCCAGCAGCCAUCCGGAGGUUUGUGUUCCCGAACUUUUAUAACGUUCAGUGACGACGAGGCUUUUGAGACCGUUUUUCGCCGCAGCGCCCAGUCGACGCCUCAGACACCCGUGCAGGAGAUUUGUCCUGUGACCCACAAGGCCGCGCUGUACCGAGACCCGGUCACAGACAUCCCAUAUGCAAAUGCACGAGCCUUCAGCAUUAUCCGAGAAGCGUACCGUAAAUAUGUUGCCGCUCAUGGAUUCCCAAACACAUCAGGUGGGGCGGCAGGACUUGAUGCCUCAACAUCUAAAGGUGCUCGCCAGAAAAUGGUUGUCAAGCAGAGUACGGUGGCAACAUAGAUUAGUUUAAUGAGUAAUUUAGGAAAGAGAUUCUUUUUUGUUUUUGUUUUUUACUUUUACUUUUGUUGAUCAAAUGAGG